CGAUGAGGCGGCGGUUUGCAUGACGGGAAGGAGGAAGAGGGAGGAAGAGGAGGACGAGUGUCUCGACUCGGUGCUUCGCCUGCAGGAAUCCGGGAGUAAAGUCGACGCACUCGGCCACGAUGCUCUGAGCUGAGCUUGUGGUCUGACUUGGGAACAGUCGUCGAGCAAACACACACACAAAAAGAAAAAAAGCGAGGCGUUUUCGGGAGAUAAACAAGUUGCACAUUUUGGAGGACAUGAACACCAGCGAUGCCAAGGAAUAUCUGGCACGGCGGGAGAUCCCCCAACUAUUUGAGAGCCUGCUGACGGGUUUGAUGUACUACCGGCCCGAUGACCCCAUCGAUUACUUAGAGGGCUGCCUGAAGAAAGUGCGCGAGCUGGGGGGGCCAGAAAAGGUGAGAUGGGAUACAUUCGUGGGCCAGGAGAAGAAGUCGCUGCCGCCUAUCAACGGAGGCCAGUCGCGUCGCUCGCUCUUCAGAAAUGUGAUGCCCGAGAGUCCCAAUUUUCCCUACAGACGGUACGAGCGCCUUCCUCCCAUCAGCCAGUUCUCCAUCGAGAGUGACUCGGACCUGUCAGAGACGGCCGAGCUCAUCGAUGAGUAUGAGGUGUUUGAUCCAUCCAGGCCCAGGCCCAAAGUCAUCCUCGUUAUUGGUGGUCCUGGCAGCGGCAAGGGAACGCAGUGCCUGAAGAUCGCCGAGCGCUACGGCUUCCAGUACGUGUCGGUGGGCGAGCUGCUGAGGAAGAAGAUGAUCCACAACGCUACCAGCAACAGGAAGUGGAGCCUAAUCGCCAAGAUCAUCACCAACGGCGAGCUGGCGCCGCAGGAGACAACAAUCACCGAAAUCAAGCAGAAGAUCAUGAAGAUCCCCGACGCUAAUGGCAUCGUUAUCGACGGCUUCCCCCGGGACGUUGGGCAGGCUUUGUCCUUUGAGGACCAGAUUUGCACCCCCGACCUGGUGCUGUUCCUGGCGUGCACCAACCACCACUUGAAGGAGCGUCUGCAGAAGAGGGCCGAGCAGCAGGGUCGACCUGACGACAACCCCAAGGCCAUCGACAGGCGCCUCACCAACUUCAAACAGAACACCAUCCCCUUGGUCAAAUACUUCCAGGAGCGCGGCCUCAUCGUCACGCUUGAUGCAGACCGCGAUGAAGAGGAGGUGUUUUGUGACAUCAGCACCACUUUGGACAACAAGCUGGCUCCCUCCCAAGAGUCGGCUGCAGGUCCGAGCGAGAUGGAUCUCAGUCUGCUGCCUGAAACCAACAACAUGGCUGACGUGCUCUUUAAGAACGACGAGGAUGGAGAGGAAGAAGAGCUGAUGUUCACCGAAGGAAAGGAAGAAACUUUCAGCACAGAGCCGCCAAAGAAGCCUAAGGUCAUCUUUUUGAUGGGAGCUCCAGGCUCAGGGAAGACGGUCCAGUGCGAGCGCAUGGAGGACAAGCUGGGCAUGCGCAGCCUCGCCCUGGCUGACCUGCUGUGUAACGAGAUGCAGGCUCCCACAGACAGGGGGCGCCACCUGCGGGACGCCCUGCAGAGAGGAGAGUCUCUGCCAGAGGCGGCCAUGAUGGAUGUGCUGUGCGAGGCGGUGGCGGCGCUAUCGCGUCAGGGCAGGGGCGUGGUGGUCAGCGGCUUCCCUGCGGACGUGCAGCAGGCUCAGCAGUACGAGGCCAAGAUGGGCGAGCCCGCCGCUGUCUUCCUGCUCAGCUGCUCCGCCCACAUCCUGUCCGCUCGUCUGCAGAGUCGUCAAAUAUCAGCACCGGAGCGAGACGGCGCCCCUUACGGGAGGGAGGACAGCUUCUGGGGUGAUGCCCAACCCGUGUUGGAUCGCUACGACCGCAACCACCUGCUGCACACGGUUGAUGCUGAGAGAUCACCCGAUGAAGUGUUUGCUCAGAUUUGCCAGGUGAUGGAGACCUCCUGUCACACAUUCUGAAUGACUCUCUCUCACACACACACACACACACACACACACACACACACACACACACACACACACACACACACACACACACACACAAGCACACAC
Messenger RNA from Nerophis lumbriciformis (worm pipefish), 2024 nucleotides. RefSeq names its product adenylate kinase 5 (gene ak5). Gene Ontology annotation, biological process: nucleobase-containing compound metabolic process. NCBI's taxonomy places the organism in Eukaryota, Metazoa, Chordata, Actinopteri, Syngnathiformes, Syngnathidae. The record is from RefSeq and is a predicted model, not a curated record. Gene Ontology annotation, molecular function: nucleobase-containing compound kinase activity; ATP binding.